CACUCAUGGGAUUAUGCAUUAAGUUGCCUACUUCUUUGGAAACAACAUCAACCAGCCAGCCGUCAUUAUGAAAUUCUUGAUUGUUUUUGCCACGCUUGCCGUCAUGGCUUUCGCUGCUCCUGCCCAUGAUGAUCACCAUCAUCAUGAAGAUGCUGAAAUUUUGAAACUGGAUUCUGUUGUGGAUCAUGAUGGCUAUAAAUUUGUCUUGGAAACCAGUGACGGCACUGAACGCCACGAAGAAGGUAAACUCAAGGAAUUCCCUGGUGAUGAACACGAUCAUGAACCCCAUCAUGCCAUUGUUGUUCACGGUGACUACACCUGGAAGGAUCAUCAUGAUGGCAAGGUAUAUACUGUGCAAUAUGUUGCCGACGAGAAAGGUUUCCAACCCACUGGCGAUCAUCUUCCACAGAUUACAUACUAAAAUUAGAAAAUAAUUGUAAUAAAGGAGACGAGUUAUUCAUAA
This is a messenger RNA of Musca domestica (house fly), 463 nucleotides long. Its product is annotated as larval cuticle protein 65Ab1. Lineage: Eukaryota; Metazoa; Arthropoda; Insecta; Diptera; Muscidae. Gene Ontology annotation, molecular function: structural constituent of chitin-based larval cuticle. The transcript has 2 exons. Bases 68 to 421 code for a protein of 117 amino acids. Gene Ontology annotation, cellular component: chitin-based extracellular matrix. The record is from RefSeq and is a predicted model, not a curated record.